GACGAUGGAGGUCCCCCGACGAAGUCCCCCGGGCGAGGCUCCCUGGAAGAAGCUAUCUAAGGAGGAGCUGGAGAAUCAGUACAGCCCCAGCAGAUGGGUCAUCCGACAGGGAGCCGAGGAGACCCUGAGGACGUACUCACACAUAGGAGACGAGGGUACUGGGGGCCCUCUCCAUGGCUGCCGUGGGUGGACUUUGGCAGGUGGCAGUGGUUCAGAAUGCUGGGGGCAGGAGGAGGCUCUCAGGGCGAUUCCCAAAGUCCAGGCACUUUGUAAGCCUUGUCGGCUCAGGGCCAGGCACCCAGGAGCCCUCGCCACAGGAUGGCUGGAGGCAGGAAACGCCCCACAGACCGUGAUCCACCUCCUCUCCUGCUCAGCCAACCAUGCCCAGGCCCAUUAG
This is a messenger RNA of Odobenus rosmarus divergens (Pacific walrus), 397 nucleotides long. RefSeq lists its product as uncharacterized. Bases 5 to 397 code for a protein of 130 amino acids. NCBI's taxonomy places the organism in Eukaryota, Metazoa, Chordata, Mammalia, Carnivora, Odobenidae. The transcript has 2 exons. The record is from RefSeq and is a predicted model, not a curated record.